Drosophila gunungcola (fruit fly) is the source of this 1797-nucleotide messenger RNA. Its product is annotated as protein swallow. The coding region runs from base 1 to 1542 and encodes 513 amino acids. The record is from RefSeq and is a predicted model, not a curated record. The transcript is spliced from 3 exons. Lineage: Eukaryota; Metazoa; Arthropoda; Insecta; Diptera; Drosophilidae.
AUGAGUCUCCAGGACGAGAGUUUUCCGGCAGACGAGCUGUUUGACCAAUUAAACAACGUGAGUGGCCCAGGCACCAGGAGCCCCUGGUUUUCUGAGCAUCAUCAGCCGGCGGCAUUCGAACGCAAUCCGGCGCCAUUUUUGGAGAUAUGCUACGCGGAUGCGGAUGCGGAUGUGGCCAAUAAAAGUGCCAAAACUUGUGUCAGCGAUCCUGCGGGCCGCGACCAGGAGGAUGAGGAGGAUGAUGAUGAUGUCGAUGAAGAAUUGGCAGCGGACGGAAAAAGCAAGGCGGUGUCCUACCAGGACAUCCACUCGGCGUACACGAAGCGCCGUUUCAAGCACGUGACCAGCAAGGUGGGCCAGUACAUAGCGGAGAUGGCUGCCCAGGAUCAGAAGCGACACAGUGCGUCGGGCAUGGGCUUUCAGCGGCACAGCUCCAUGCCGGAAUACCUGACGCCAAAUUCGCGACGCGCUGAGGGCCGGGGUCACUUCGAUGUCGAGGGCGAGGACGAGGUGCCCAAGAUGGAUAACUCCUCCCAAUCCUACACCAAUUCGAGCUGCAGCUAUGAGCGUAUGCAGGCCGAGAUCGAGAGUCUGCAGCAGGAUAAGAAGCGCCUCCAGGCAUAUAACGAUUUCGUGCAGCUGCGCCUGGACAAGAAGAUGGCCGAUAUGAUUCAGAUGAGGCACAAUUUCGAGACACUGCGCACCGAGCUAAGCGAUUGCCAGCAGAAGCUGAGGCGCCACCAGAGCCAUUCGUUGAGGUCAUUGAACUCCUGGCCGUCGGCGGGCAUUGAAAAGGCCACCCAAACGGACUUCCUACCGGCCAUCUGCUCCUCCGUCUCAGGAAAUCGCUUGGCCCUGACCACGCCCCAUCCGCAUUCCGUGGGCAACCUCACCUACAAUAGCAGCGAUGGCUCCAUUGAGAUGGCCCUGCUCAGUGUGGCGCCCCCAGUUCGAAUCCCCCAGAAUCCGAGCCGGUGCGAAAUGGCCAAAUCCCUGGACUUCAGCAGCGUCAGCACAGAAGCUGAUGGCGGCGGAAACGGCGAGGCUCGAGGAGACUCCUCAUCUGGGACCCUGGCCAGAAGGGGACCGGCACCCAACAACUCGGAGACCAGUCAGCCCAGCAGCAACGACUCGGCCAUUGAGGUGGAGGGCCGCGAGGAGGAGCGGACCUCCUUCAGGCAGUGGAGUCACCGGGCGGAUUCCGAGGGCGUCUACUACUUCGACAAGCGCAACAACCGGAUCAUCGAGGUGCUGCGCAUCAAUCUCAGCCAGAAUCAGAGCCAGGAUACGAGUCAAAAUCAAAGCAUCAAUGAUAGCCAGGCGCAGCUGCUGGUGCAGUCGAUGUCGCAGUCCCAAGCACAAGGGCAUGUCCACUUCAGGACGAAAAGGAACACGCUGGGCAGCCGUAUGCUCCGGCUCUUGGGACCCUGUGUUCGGUGCAGGAAUGGUGACCCAUUAAAUAGUAGUAGUAAUGCCACGUUCACGGUGGGAUUGCCACCAAUGCCGGAAGAGGUGUUUACAGACCCACGAAACGAGCGAUAAUAAUUCCCGUAUUUUAUUUAGUUAUUGGUAUUUCACAUAUUGUUAUUUUUCAUGGUGUGAUUGCCACCAAUGCCGAUAGAGGUGCUUGUAGAGCCACGAAACCAGCGAUAUUAGCCCACUUACUAUUUUAUUUAUUUAUUUGUAUUUCAUAUCUUGUUAUUUUAUGUUGCACUUAUUUAUUCAUGUCACCCGUAUUCGAUUAACCAACCAUAUAUGCAUGUGUAACCAAAUUAAAAAUUCCAAAUAUUUUUGAAA